GCCCUGUACGCCUUCUCCAACAGCAACCAGGUGGUCAAGCGGGUCCUGGCGCAGACCAGCAGCGGGGGCUUCUGUGGAAACGAUGGCUUCAUGCACAUGACCCUCAGCAGCCUGCCUUUCGGAGGAGUAGGCACCAGUGGGAUGGGUAGCUACCAUGGCAAGUUCUCUUUCGACACCUUCUCCCACCACCGUGCCUGCUUGCUGCGCCGCCCUGGGCUGGAGAAGAUCUACGCCAUCCGCUACCCACCCCACUCUCCACGCAACCUGAGGCUGCUGCUCCUGGCCAUGGAGGCCCGCGGCUGCAGCUGCACGCUGCUCUGAGCCCACCUCGGGCGCUGGGGCACUGAGUGUCCUUCCCAGCUCACGUCUAUGCGUUCUCUGCUGCCGCAGCCACCUGGUAGAGACCUGGCCCGGGGUCCACGACACCGAAGGAAAAGACCAGCCAGGGCUGUAGCCUAGAUCAGUGCUUGCCCUCCUCCCUCCUGGGGUUCCUCUUGUCAGGCCCUCAGCUGCCGAUCAAUAGGAUGGGCCGAGUUGUGGAAGUGUGGGAAACAGAGCAAUAACCUGCCCCCCGCCCUGCUCCCCGACUGGCCACCGUGUCCUGGGAGAGGAGGGCAGACGUGAGCACCACUGAGCUACCCCCCUUUCUGCAGAGGGUGUAGAAGGGGCCCUGGCAUCUGGUCCAUGCCACAUUGUGGACCUCUGUGACCUGGGUCGUCCCUGCCCUCUCUAACCCUGUUUCUCUGGCGGUUGUCUGAAGUAGGUGACUGACAAUACCUCCUGGGAUCACUGUCAGGAUUAAAUUUCAGAGCUUAAUUGCUGACUGCAA
Molecule: messenger RNA, 829 nt
Organism: Vicugna pacos (alpaca)
Lineage: Eukaryota; Metazoa; Chordata; Mammalia; Artiodactyla; Camelidae
Source: RefSeq, a predicted model, not a curated record